Humulus lupulus (European hop) is the source of this 939-nucleotide messenger RNA. RefSeq lists its product as uncharacterized. Gene Ontology annotation, biological process: maturation of SSU-rRNA from tricistronic rRNA transcript (SSU-rRNA, 5.8S rRNA, LSU-rRNA). NCBI's taxonomy places the organism in Eukaryota, Viridiplantae, Streptophyta, Magnoliopsida, Rosales, Cannabaceae. Gene Ontology annotation, cellular component: nucleus. The record is from RefSeq and is a predicted model, not a curated record. The coding region runs from base 176 to 802 and encodes 208 amino acids. The transcript has 5 exons.
CUUGUCCUUUGAAAUUAAUAAUAUUUAUGAUAAAGCCCUAAAACCCUUUUUCUUUCUCUGAUACUGAUUCACCACUUCUUUUCCAUACGACUCUUCUCCAGACUCCAUUGUUGGAGCUUCUUCCACUCCAUCAUCCAGGGUUUUGCAAGUAGAAUAUACUCGCAGAAAGCGAGAGAUGAAUUAUGAGAAGAGUCUAUCGGAAGAGUCAGGGUCCAUAUUCAGUGAAGGUAUUGGGAUAGUUUUGUAUCGAUGGUCGGCGCUCCAAUUGGCUGUCGAGAACGAGUGGGGUGGCCGUCAAUCGCGCCAAAAAGCACAGCAACUCCAUUCCGAUAUCUUCUCUUGGUUCACUCACUCUACUGGAAAAGGAAAAGAACCUCUAUACAUAGAUGAUUUAGAAGAGGUGCUUGUUCAAGGUUUGCAAUCUCUGAAUACUGAGGUUGACGAUGGCAGUGUUGAGGAGGUAGCUGAAAAAUUAAUGAUCAUGCAUGAAGAGUGUCUGGAUGGUAAUUUUAAGUCCAUUGAAGGUCUAAGGGAAGCCAAUCAUCGAAGAGUUCCGGUUCGUCAUGUGAAACAGGAUGGUGAGGAUGAUGACAGUGAUGACGAUGAUGAAGAACAGGAUGUCGGUGUGGGUGAUCAUUCAUCGAAAAUGGUGGUUAGCUCAACAAAGUCCUUAGAAAAUUCUUGCUCGGCGGACAUGAUGGUAGUAGAUGAGCCAAAGCCCUCAGCAUCACUUACAACCGCAGCUGAGGACGACGAAUGGGUAGUGGUCGGACCAAAACGAGGCAGGGGAAAAAGGAACUAGGUUGAACCCAUAUUUCUACAAGCUUUUCCAUGGAAAGGUUUUGUUUCAUAAUCGUAUUCUAUAUCUUGCUAUUGUCACUGACGUAGAGCGAGUGCAUGUGUUAAAUAGCAUUUUGUAUUCAAAAUUUUGUACCUGUU